AUGUCUUCCAAAUCCGCCUCCCCCCGGGGCCCCAAAGGCCUCACAAAACUGUACCUCCUAGGCUACAACGCUGCCAGCUUAACCCUCUGGGCGACCUGCACCCUCCGCGGCUUCUACCUCCUCGCAACCAACUCCCCCGAGGACAUUCCCGCCAUCUUCAACGACAUCUACUGGCCUCUCCUGACCACGACCCAAACACUGGCCGUCCUGGAGAUCUUCCACAGCCUGCUCGGCAUCGUGCGCGCCCCCGUCACCACGACCGCGAUGCAGGUCGCGAGCCGACUGCUUCUCAUCUGGGGUGUGAUGUUCCUGUUCCACGAACAAGGUGACGGCGCAGGCAUCGUGGGGGCUCCCACGGAGACGGUGAAGGUGGGCGACUAUGCCUUCCUGGGCUGUUUGAGCGCCUGGGGUAUUACCGAGUGUAUUCGGUAUGGGUUCUUUGCCUUGCAGGUUCUGGGCGCGGGUGUGCCCGGGUGGCUGACUUGGCUGAGAUACAACACCUUCUAUGUGCUCUACCCGCUUGGCAUCACCAGUGAGUGCGUCAUGGUUGUGAAGGCGCUGGAGCCGGCUGCCGAGUUUAACCCUCUGUACCGGUGGUUCUUGAUCGUCGUUCUGGGUAUCUAUGUUCCUGGCUCUUACAUCUUGUACACGCAUAUGAUUGCCCAGAGAAAGAAGGUGCUCAAGAAGAGGGCGGAGUAG
Molecule: messenger RNA, 699 nt
Organism: Aspergillus nomiae NRRL 13137
Lineage: Eukaryota; Fungi; Ascomycota; Eurotiomycetes; Eurotiales; Aspergillaceae
Product: protein tyrosine phosphatase-like domain-containing protein
Exons: 3
Coding region: 1-699 (232 amino acids)
Biological process (GO): sphingolipid biosynthetic process; very long-chain fatty acid biosynthetic process; fatty acid elongation
Cellular component (GO): endoplasmic reticulum membrane
Molecular function (GO): 3-hydroxyacyl-CoA dehydratase activity
Source: RefSeq, a predicted model, not a curated record